AUGGCCAAUCAGCCCAUUGUACCCACUCCCACGGUCCUCACCAUGGACAAUCAGCCUGUCGCCCGUACAAGGCCAGGUGAGCAAAGCGCUGGACCGCCACUGAAAGAAGUCCAGUCUUGCGCUGCCUGGAGUGAUCGUGACAACACCCCCGGAGAACAUGCCUACUGGUUCAAGGUAGAAACUUCCGAGUUUGGUGGUAGGAAAUGCUUGUGGGCCUUCUUGAACGCCUUAUACAGCAAUAGUGGUUCACAAGUCCUCGAAGCUGCGAAGCCUGUGCCGCUCAUUCCUCGAACACCUCAAGUGAUAACUCAUCCACCCACUGGUAAUCGUUCUUCUUUCUUUGCCAGUAUGGAUUACAACCGUUUCAACCACCAGGUUGGUCGACCCUCCCGAAUGGCGAACACCUACAACCCAGACAAUUCCCAGUCAUUCCCUGCUACCAGCAGCCACCAUGCGUUUAACAUGCUGCCCUCGAACGGUAUGGCUGACGUUUAUCAUGAGCCUACCAACCCGUUUCCUCCAACCAUGACAAACAAUGUGGCACCUGGAUACAUUUGCAACCCACAUUUGCCUACGGCACCUCUUUCAGACAGCGACUACGAUGGAUUUCAAGGAGCCUUCUGCCAAUAUAAGAAUGAUUCUGUUCAGGGAGACGCCAUGACAGCUCUUCAACAGCGUAUAGCGACUUUAGAACAAGACAACAACCACCUUCGGGCUCUCAACGACCGAUUACUGAGAGAAGGCCGGACCAUAUCACAUAGGUAUGCCCAAAUGAGGAACUUCUUUGCCUUUGAGGUCACAAACGGCGGAAUUCAGCCAAUAAACCCUCACAACCCCCAAUACCAGCAGAGCGCUGGGAUUCUGAGACGAUGUGACUAUCUGAUCGCAUACUACCAGGGUCUCAAGGCUAGGAUAAAUGGAGACAACAAUAGAAACAGCACCAUUCCCGACAAUAGUCCUAGUCAGUACUUCGAAGUCGGUUUACGACACCCAAAUAUCCAAAGACAACAACAGCCAACUGAAAUUGUUGAUCUUACAAGUGUCGACGACGACGUGGUUGCUCAAGAUCACUUCAAGAAUGUCACAUGCCUUGAAGGAGGCCAUGUGCCUACAGGGCAAAUCGUCGGCCAAGCAGCACCAGUCUCAGCACCAGCCGCAGCACUCCAACAGGCCAACAAUACUCGCUGCCAGCGCCGUCGUUCUCGCAGUGAAUCUGCAGAACAGACCGAGACUUCGCCGGCAACAAGCUCGACGAAUCCCACAACGUCGCCUCUCGUUUCGUCUACUCCAGAGUUCUCUCCACCACAGGUGCCCGACGCAGGCACCUCCCCACCGCCCCCCAAGAAGCGCGCCACUGCGGCCGAGUUCUGGGCCAAGACUGAGCGGUGGCAAGGACCUUUGGCCAAUUUACAUCUUGCCAAAGCCCUGGGAAUGAAGCCUAGCCCUGAAUAUGCGAGAGAGAUCUCCAAUCGACGGGAUAGAGAUAGCUUGGAUCUCAACAUCCGCAUGUCAGAGAGAAAGAAGAAGGAAUCUGGCUGGGACACAGCAGCAAGUAAGAGAUCCUCUGCUGCUCAGAAGGGAGCCAUCGCGAAGCCAAGCGUCAAAGAAGGUGCAGCAGUCAAGGGCAAAUCGCGAGAAAAGGUUGCACCGAAGAAGACUUCUGGUCUAACCUCUGCUCUCCCUCAACCAAUAGACGAGGCUAGCUCCAAAGCUGACGAGGACUCGAGCGAUCUGGAAGCAUGCUUCGAGGAGUAUUUCCGAGACGAAGAUGCUGCGGACGUCGAAGACAAUGAGGAAGGCGGUUGCUCUAUCCACUCGAUCUCACCACUGGCGAUUGAGGAUGGCGAUGGAAGGCCUCUCCCAGACUAUCAAGAGCCGGCUGACCAUCAGGAGGACGUUGGUGAUGGGUUAGACUAUCUGUUUUAG
Messenger RNA from Exophiala oligosperma, 1926 nucleotides. RefSeq lists its product as uncharacterized. The transcript is spliced from 3 exons. Lineage: Eukaryota; Fungi; Ascomycota; Eurotiomycetes; Chaetothyriales; Herpotrichiellaceae. The coding region runs from base 1 to 1926 and encodes 641 amino acids. The record is from RefSeq and is a predicted model, not a curated record.